Molecule: messenger RNA, 3339 nt
Organism: Rhipicephalus microplus (southern cattle tick)
Lineage: Eukaryota; Metazoa; Arthropoda; Arachnida; Ixodida; Ixodidae
Product: glutamate receptor ionotropic, kainate 2
Biological process (GO): monoatomic ion transport
Cellular component (GO): membrane
Molecular function (GO): signaling receptor activity; ligand-gated monoatomic ion channel activity
Source: RefSeq, a predicted model, not a curated record
AUGGCGUGCCUCCACGUGCAUGGUGUUGUGCUAGGCCUUGCAGUGUUUACACUUUCUUGGGCAGCAGUUCCGGUUCAUGGACUUCCGGACGUCGUACGAAUAGGUGGCAUAUUCGAGAGCGACAACCACCUGGCACAGGUAAGCUUCCGCCAUGCCCUGGACAAGAUCAACAAGGACAUCACCCUGUUGCCCAAGACCAAGCUCAUGCCUGUCAUACACGAGGUGAAGCCAAAGGACAGCUUCUCCGCAUCCAAAGCUAUUUGCACGUCGUUCAAGCAAAGGGUGUCUUCAAUUAUUGGCCCCACUUCGCCGGCCGUGACGUCACUCGCCAUGUCUGCUUGCACAAACCUGAACGUACCGCACCUGCAGACCACGUGGCACCCGACGUCCAACCGCAACCCGUACACCUUGAACUUGUUCCCAGAUCCAGACCUUUUCGGAAGGGCCUUCUUGGAUCUUAUACUCAACAAGAAGUGGAAAACUUUCACAAUACUGUACGAGGACCAGCAGAGCUUGAUAUUGCUCAAGGACGUUUUGAAUAAUUCCUUCGCUCAAAAGCACGUCGUUUCACUGGUCCAAGUGAACCCAAGGCUGUCCUUCAAAAAGAUCAUGAAAGACAUCGGCGUCACCAAGCAGUACAACAUCAUCGUAGACAUCAAGACGUCGUCCCUACCGGCACUUUUGCGAGAGGCUAGAGAAGUCAACAUGAUGACAUACUACCACAACUACAUCAUCACUUCACUGGACCUUCACACUCUUGACCUGAGUGAAUUCUCCGACUUGCAAGCCAACAUCACCGCAUUCAGGCUCGUGGAUCCACAGCGUCCGGAAGUCGUGAACGUUGUGCGGGAGCUAAAGAACGGCAGAGCGCCCUGGAGAUACGGUGCCCAUAACCACUCUGAGAUGAUUUCUAUCGAUACAGACACCGCCCUCAUGUACGAUGCCGUGACUCUCCUCGCCACCGGGCUUCACAAUGCCGACCGUGUCAUGCAUAACCUCGACCUGCAGUCACUCAACUGUGAACAACCCAAGCCUUGGAGACACGGAUCAUCUCUGCUGGAGUCCAUGAAAAUGACAACGAUUAAGGGCCUCACAGGUGAGGUGCGCAUUGAACACCGCGGAAUUCGUAAGGACUUCUACAUGGACGUAAUUGAAUUGAAGAAGAAAGGAGUUAUUAAGGUAGCCACAUGGCAUCCAGUGAAUGGUCUCGCCUACUUCGUCAACUACACACAAGUUGCCGAAAAAGAGUUUACAGACAAGCUCGAAGGCUUGACCCUGCGAGUUACCACGGUUGAGAGUCGGCCGUAUACGAUGCUACAUCCAGAGGGAAGCAAUAUGACCGGAAACGAUCGCUUCUACGGCUACUGCAUCGACCUCAUUAAGCUGCUCGCCAAGGAAAUCGGAUUCAAGUACGAGUUCUACCUCACUCCUGAUGGUGCCUAUGGAAAACCGCAGGCAAACAAUGAGUGGAACGGAAUGAUACGAGAACUGCUGGACAGGAAGGCAGAUGCCGCCAUCGUGGACCUGACCAUUACGUACGAGCGGGAGUCCGCAGUGGACUUUACCAUUCCCUUCAUGAGCACGGGCAUCAGCAUCCUCUUCAAGAAACCGGAGAAGAGUGACCCUUCGCUCUUUUCCUUCCUGUACCCCUUCUCCGUUGAUGUGUGGCUGUACAUGUUGACCGCCUACCUGGCCGUCUCGCUCCUCAUAUUCAUCAUGGGCCGCUUCACGCCCUACGAGUGGGUGGCGCCCCACCCGUGCGUUCCAGAGGAGGGAGAACUGCAGAGCCAGUUCAGCCUGCCCAAUAGCUUCUGGUUGACAACGGGAGCCAUCAUGCAGCAGGGAUCGGAGUUCGUACCCAUUGCGACAUCAACUCGCAUCGCCUCAAGCAUGUGGGGGUGCUUCUCACUCAUCAUGGUCUCGUCAUACACGGCGAACCUGGCGGCCUUCUUGACGGCGCAGCGGAUGACAGCACCCAUUGAGAAUGCCAAUGACCUCGCCAAGCAGACAAAGAUUGCUUACGGGUGUCUUGACGGCGGGUCGACAUACCGUUUCUUUGAGAACUCGGACAAUCCGCUGAUCAAGCGGAUGUGGACGACCAUGAACGCGGUGAGACCAUCGGCCUUCACCAAGAGCAACAAAAAAGGCGUGGAGAGGGUGAAGCGAGGUAACUACGCCUACCUCAUGGAGUUCUCGUCCAUUGAGUACGAGGUGGAGCGGGACUGCAAUCUCACGGCCAUCGGAGGGCUGCUAGACAAUAAGGGAUACGGCAUCGCAACGCCACCUGGCUCUCCAGUGCGCUCUGUGCUGUCCUCGUACAUAAUCCGGCUGCAAGAAAGAGGAGAGCUGGAAAUGCUGAAACGUCGCUGGUGGCGCGUCAAAGGCAAGGACGCCUGUCCCAUGGAGAAAGCCGCUUCGGCGACGAGCGAGAUGGGCCUCUCGAACGUGGGUGGCGUGUUCCUGGCGCUGGUAUUCGGCUGCGGAGGCGCCAUCGUUACCGUCACUUUCGAGUUUUUUUGGAAGAUUAACAAAAUACCCUACGGUGAACGGGAUUCUGUCUGGGUGGAGCUGUGGAAGGAGCUGAAACUAGUGCUGUCCUGCAAAGGUUCUAAGGAUAACCCGCAGAAGACGCCGGAGGACUCACUUUCGAACAGCAUAGGGUUUAGUUCAUUGCACCACGUCAACUACAGUAACACGAGCAUUAACCCUGUCGCCAACGCUCUUCUGACCAAUGCAGCUCUGCGCGGGAACAAUGAGGUUAUGAGCAAAUUUUGAGCUUUUCACUCGACUCUCGCUUCAAAGCACAGUGCCUCGCAGCCGACAUUCCUGAAUAUACUAGUCAAUUUGAACCGCGAAACGGGGUUGAAAACGUAUGCAGAGCAAGAUUAUUUUCCCGCUUAAAACUUAAAAGAGCAUCUGGCAUCUCGAAAUAUGAUCGUUUUGUUAGAGCAGACCUACAGCACCUCUUUGUCGUAUAUUGCUUUUAUUGCUGUUCAGCGCCAAGUAUGAGCGGAUAAUACUGAAGUAAAAAAUGACAAACCUUACAGUGUAGGUAAAUUUUUGGAGCGUGCAGUUGUCUUACCUUACUGAAACAUUUUUUUAAAGAAUGUCCAUAGAGAAAGGUGAUAAAAUAACAAGGAUCUGUGCUAUUGUCUACUUAUUGAGGUAAAGGUGAUAUAAUUUUGUGAUAUAGUGUGCAAUUUCUAAGCUGCGGUACUCGUGUUUUAAGACAUAGAGAAAGUAAUGUACACAGACGUCCACUGCACACUCACUUGUUGCGUAGCGGUACAUAGUGUACAAUCUGUGUGCUUGAAUCAAUAAACGUGUUUGUGUCGAAAA